CAGGUCCUUCGCACCGCACCCGUCCCCUCCUUCAGCACUUUCACACCCAGUACUACCCUCGCUCGCCGACCGUCGAGCGACCGCCCCUGGUGCACCGCAACACCUCGUACUCGAAACGCACCGCGUCCUUUGACAGUCCACGUGAAGUGCCUCUCCCGUACAUGCCCUCGGAGAUACACGACGUCUCCCACUCACCGUCCUCGUCCUGCAUCCUCACCCACGACGGCGCCGAGGACGCCUCGUCUCCCACCAAGGGCGCCCCGUCCGAAAUCACGAGCAGCCCCCCGAGUCCCUCCGCGUCCAUCGUCAUCGAGCAACAGCGUUCGCAAUCCCAGUCGCCCUCAGAGGACUCUAUGGACACGUCCGACGACAUGCCGUCCCCGCCCGUGCCUGCGAGGAUUGAGAGCAGAGCACCGGAAAGGCAUCAGCACCAUCAGUAUCGCAGGUCUAUGGCAAGCCCCGUGCAGCUAUACGGCCGCCCGUUGUCCGCCUCAGAUACGCCCUCCCCGACACAGAUAUACUCCCCGAGACCAGUGAGAGCGGCCCCACCUCCGGAUCCGAAUACCCGCGGCUCGACACAGAGCUUGCCACUGCCUAUGAACACGCCGUAUCACACCCUGCCAUCGAUCCAGGGCUCGUCAACCGGCACAGCACUUGAGGGCGAACAAGCGUCAAAACCGCCGUCGACAUCGUCUAUCUCGCCACGCACGUAUCCUCAGGCGAGCACGUCGCGCCGGCCAGCGUAUAUGGUCCAGGAAGUCGUUCCGCGCGCAGAUCCGCCAGACUGGCUCCGGGAAUAUUCCGAGUCGCGACGCAAUCUGUCCCCAUCCUCGGUCGACGGCAGGGCGAUUCUCCAGCCUCAGCCCCCGACUGUGCUCACGCCCCCGCCUCCACUCCAGGGCGGUGCGCCACACGAGUCCUUCCUGAGCCAUGCCCCGCCGCCGCAGGACAGCUACAUCGCCGUCGAGACGGGACCGACCGACUACCACCUGCUCGUGCGCCUACCUGGAUACGUCCGCGACUCGAUGUGCGUACUUUGUUUUACAUAAUUUGCGUGAUUAGCGUAACUUAGCAUU
Messenger RNA from Phanerochaete carnosa HHB-10118-sp, 1076 nucleotides. RefSeq lists its product as uncharacterized. Lineage: Eukaryota; Fungi; Basidiomycota; Agaricomycetes; Polyporales; Phanerochaetaceae. The coding region runs from base 162 to 1049 and encodes 295 amino acids. The transcript has a single exon. The record is from RefSeq and is a predicted model, not a curated record.